Molecule: messenger RNA, 1614 nt
Organism: Ornithodoros turicata
Lineage: Eukaryota; Metazoa; Arthropoda; Arachnida; Ixodida; Argasidae
Product: venom metalloproteinase BumaMPs1-like
Exons: 14
Coding region: 70-1539 (489 amino acids)
Biological process (GO): proteolysis
Molecular function (GO): metalloendopeptidase activity
Source: RefSeq, a predicted model, not a curated record
AAUAAAACUGUGCUAGCCUCUGCCAGUCUCAUUUCUUAGUAUCGCCUCUCUUCAGUAGCUGCACUUCAAAUGUUGUGGUGUAGUUUCCUUGCCCUGUGGUGCUUCGCUUACGUCCAAGCUGCAGCGAGAAUUGUGCCAACGUUGGUGUAUCCAAGGCUACUAGAAGGUAGGUCAUCAGAUGGGCAAAAAUUGCUUCGCAUCAACGACGACCUUACUCUGAGCCUGGAAAGGACAUCUGUGUUCUCCAACCCACUGACACUAACUACCCAAGAAGGAAAUGAGCUGAAAGAUGUGCACGUUGAUGUCAGAAGCAUUGAAGACAACCUCUAUCAUGACCCGGACACGAUGUCGGCCGUGAUAAUGGAAAGAUCGGACGCUGGGGUCCACAUGGAAGGGAUAUUAAGGGGGAACCUCCGCAUUGAACCUUCACUCGCCAGUGCCCGGUCUGCAGAUGGCCAAGUUGCACAUGCACUAUACGAGAUCGAAGAACCAAUGCACGACAGCUACGCCGAUGCUCUCCGGAUUCUGGAAGGCAGAAACCUCAAAAUACGACCACGUGAGGAUGGACCGACCUACUUCGAAUAUCCGUCGAUUAUCUACCCGAAGCUUUUCGUGGUCACAGAUUACGAACACUCAGGAACCCUCACGCACUCAAAGCUCAUCUCGUACAUGGCUAUCUUCUAUGCUAGUAUAAAUCUGAGAUUUAAGGACUUGGUGGAACCCAAGGUACAUUUUACGGUUGGACGCAUAAACAAGCUCAGUUCGUACAGUGACACAAUUCUGACCAAGGUAUUCAAGGGUGGGAAAUCUUACUUGAACUUCACAAGUACCUUGGAGAAGUUCAAGAAACAUUACAAACAAUACGAAGAAGAUGAACACAUUGCUAUUUUAAUGACGGGCCUCGAUAUGGUAUAUUCUACACAGGAGAAGGAAUGGCUCACGAGCGUAGCUGGGGUGGCUUUCGUUGGCGGGCUUUGCACUCCUGGCUCCCACUAUACUGUUGCUGAGGACAGGGCGCCCAUCUACUUCGGCGUUCACUAUGUUGCACAUGAGCUGGCACAUUUACUGGGAUCACCGCACGAUGGAACAGGAGAGGCGAAAGACUGCAAUUUCGAGGAUGGGCACAUUAUGGGCCGUAACAAACCAGGCCCAAAUCACUACACCUUUUCAUCAUGCAGUGAAGAAACCAUGAUGCUGCAUCUACUCGCUUCAGACACAGACUGCUUGACAUCUAUGGCUGAGACAUCCGUCUACAUCCCGCGUACAGUGCGACUGCCUGGCGAAAAUGUAACCUUAGACCAGUACUGCAAGAACAUCUACGGGAAUUAUCCCUUUGGUUUCAUGGUUGUGGACAACUCCCGUUGUAUUAUGUACUGCUGCGCGAAAGCAAGUACCACUUGCAUGGAACCUACCGUUCCAGAUGGCCACGUGUGCGACUCUAAGAAAGGACAUGUUUGUAUUAACGGCAUAUGCGGCAACAGAGAAGAGCUCAUGAAGGCAAAAGAGAAAGAGGAAGAAAAAGGGUUACUUGAGUACUAGUCCGUUCUACUACCGAACAUCACGAUGUCAUCAAAUUGACACUAACGUUCAAAUGAAAUAAAAUUAAGAUAAAGA